CAUUUCAUAUUAUCCGUGAUGGUUUAUUUUUGUAUCAAAUGAGCUUGUAAAUUAAUUAAGAACGUAGGAUUUUUCUUGUUUCUCUACUCCUGUCUUCCAUAAAAGUAGAAAAUGAUGAUAUCACGGUCUAAGCACCGUUCAUCAGCGGAAGUAUGCGCUGAUUGUGGAGCAUCAGAUCCAUCAUGGGCGUCUAUCAACCGUGGGCUCUUGCUUUGUGCCGAAUGCUGCAGUAUACACCGGAGUAUGGGGCGACACAUAUCCCACGUGAAAUCCUUGCGCCAAGGGUCAUGGCCACCUUCUUUACUUGCAAUGGUGCAGGCACUGACAGCACAGAAUGUGAAUAGCAUUUGGGAACACUCUUUAUUAGACACAACAGCACCUAAACAUUUAAGGAAGAAACCACAGCCUAAAGAUCCACUACACCCUAUUAAGUCAGAAUUCAUCCUUGCCAAACACUUGAGGUUGGCGUAUGUAUUGCGUGCAAGGCGGGAUGAGCCUCCGAGUGAGCUUGGAAGACAACUCCACAGUGCAGUGAGGAGCUCUUCACUGGAUACUGCUAUGAGACUGCUGGCACAAGGAGCAGAUCCUAACUAUUACAACCAGGAGAAAGGCACAACGUGUCUGCACGUGGCGUGUCGCGCGGGGCAGCCGGCGCAGACGGAGCUGCUGGUGUCGUGGGGCGCUGACCCCACCGCCAGGGACCACGCCGGGAACACACCUUCGGAUUGUGCAAGACAAGGCGGUCAUUCAGAGCUCGCCGACCGUGUGACCGAACUCGUAUACGAGGCGACGGACCGGAUGAUCUACUUCCUGACUGGAGAGAAGCCGGACCACUCGUCGGGGCGGCACUACAUGGCGCCGCGCGCGCACGACACGCACGAGAUGACGGACGUCGCUAAGGCGGCCCGCGGGAAGCUGCAGCUGCUACCUAAUCAACUUUUUGAAGAAUUGGUCAUGGAUAUUUACGACGAAAUCGAUCGACGAGAAACAGAAGCAAUCUGGCAGACCAGCGCUCUGGGCCUGGAGCGCAGCGGCGUGGUGUUCCUGCCGGUGAACCCCGCGCUGUCGGCGCCGCGCAACCAGGGCCGCCAGAAGCUGGCGCGGCUGUCGGGCGCCGAGCUGGCGGCGCUGCUGCGGGACGUGCUGCUGGACGGCACCCGGCGGCAGCACAUCGCCACCUUGCAGCCCAGGGGUAUAUCAGGAUUGAACCCGAUGUUGUCAGCGAGCCACCUGCGCCACUUCUCUCAGAUCUCCGACGAUGAGCCGCUCUACGACUCCGUGGCCUCCGACGAGGACUACGCGGCUUUAGCGCCGACCGAUUUUGAUAUGUCUAUCAUCCCCUCACGGAUCGGAGAACCACUCACAUCCACUUACAGCCCGUCACUUAUCAUCGAUCAUCCCCCCAAUAUAGAAUUACAAAGAACGCAAUUACCCAACAACUUGCCCCAACAUGUUCCCAUAGCACAGAAGAGUGAACUUUUAAACCUAAAAAAAGAAUUAGACAGCAGAGAUUCCACUAUAACCGAGCUGAAAACUCAGCUGAAAAACCUACAAUCCAUAGUUGAACAGUUGACUAAAGAAAAUAGCGUUUUGAAGACCAAUAGCAUAGACGAUGAUCAUAGUACGACGUCGCAGACUUCCGUCAACGAAAGCAUGAGUAGCAAUAUGGAAGUAGUUUCGAAAGUUCCCGAGAGGGGGCGCAGUUUAGAAACGGAGGAACUAACCGGUGCGGAUGAACUCGAUAUGAGGCAACCGUUGAAAAGCGUGCAACGGCCGGUCAGUAUGUUUGAGACUAGGGAGGGACCAAAGAGUAAUUGGCAAGUUACUAAACACCAGCUCACAACAUUAUCCGGACUCGAUCGUUCCCUCACAGCGAGUGCUCUAGAAGGCUGUUCGGACUCUGAUCCGUUGCAAGCAACGGAGAUGCCUGAGCCUCUUUCAGUCCAACGGAGGGCUGAGACUGUGACGAGAGCUAUACAGGAUCUGUGGGCAGCGGCCCGGGACAGGCAGCCGAGGUUGAGGGACCACGCUGAGUGUAUACGGAAAGCUGUGAGAGAACUACUGUUGCUCUUUCCACAGACAUGCCCCGAUCGCGAUCUACAAGCAGUGCUAUCGUCCCUCCGCUCCGCUUGUGCGGAACUGUGCUCGUCGUGUUCCUCUGCCCCGCCCGCCGCGCUCGACGACGUGAGAGCGGCCGCGUACGACCUCGCCAAGGCAACUAAACUACUAGUGACCCACUUUCAACCAUCAUCCUAGCGAACACCUUACUACUACACUACGGUGUAGUAUAAGUGUAAGUAUAAAGUGUUCAUUCUAUGAUGUUUAUAAGACAGUGUAAAGACAAAAUGGUGCCAAUCUACCCUCGUUUCUCGUUUUGAUUCACCCCUCCCCCCGAAGGUCUCGAUGACGUCAGAGAGGCCGCGUACGACCGCGCUAAUAGUGACUCAGUUCUAGCCACCAUCCUAGCAUGGUAAGAAUAAAGUGUUAAUUCUAAUAUGUUUAUAAGACGGUGUAAUGACAAAAUGGUGCCAAUCUACCCUCGUUUCUCGUUUUGUUUUGCCCCCUCCCCCCUUAGUGCCGAUGACGUCAGAGCGGCCGCGUACGACAACUAAACUAUUAGCGACUCACUUUCGUGUUAAUAUUAAGAUGUUUAUAAGACGGUGUAUAAAUAUCAACGUGCCAAUUUACAUUUCUCAAUAUCCAAUAAGAGGCAUGUCUAAUAAAGCAUUUUCUAAGAUUUUUAGUUAUUGAUAUCUUUCAACAGAGAAUAGGACAUGACAUUCAGAUAAAUGUGCAAUACAAAAAAGAUUAUUGUUUUAUAUAAAAACGUAGGAAAUGAAAGCGGGAGUCGGGGUUCAAUUGAGGGUAGGCGUAUAAAAAUUGGAACUCAAACUUAUGACUUAUGCACACUAUAUUCUCCUUUAGAUUAUGUGUUAAAUAUUAUCAUUGGCUCGUAUUCUGUCAUGUCGCUGCCCCGUAUAUUAUUUAACUAAGUAUGUUGAGAUUAAACUGAUAGGUAUAUCUUGUUAGUGAAGGAAAUAUCACAAAAAACAUAAAAUUCUGUAAAUUAAUCCGUUCUUCCUAAUUGUUUCAGUUCAUUAAAUGUAAGUUUAAUAUUAUGCUACAGUUGGUCACAGUGAAAAGUUUAUUACUUAUAUAUGUGAAAAAAAAAUUAUAUUAAUUGAAAUGUACAUAGAAUACCUAUUAGUCGACGGAGAAAUUAACGACGUUCAGCACUUAAUAGUAUUGAUUAUCAUAUAUAAUAUGGACACUUUUCUGUGUGCUCAACUGUACAUGAUACUAUGAAUUUUAUUUAGCGUUUAAUAUUUUUUUAUAAGUUUACUUUUUAUAGUAUGAUAAUGUAUGAUAAUAUCUUUCGGCAAAUACACUUGUGAGCAAUAUCUCGCGUGUUAAACAAAUGUUAUAUUAACAAUACCAAUGACAGUGAUUAUUAAUAUGAAUAAAUUCGAUUGUGUUUGCAUUUCGUUGCAUUGUUUUUGCUCUCAAGUGCAAUUAUGUUUAAGGUGUAUUUUAUAUUUGUGAUUUGUUGUGUUCAAUGUUUUGAUGUGAAAAUGAUGUAGUCUAAUAUUUUCUUCCAAACCUGUUUGCGUUUUGAUCAGAAACAAUUUGCCAACGCACUUUUGACGGCUAUAUUAAAUGACGGAUAAACAGUAUUCUUCUGAUUAAUACAAUUUAUAGACAAAGUAUUAACACCAAAUGGUUGGUGAGAUUAAUAAUUAGUGACAAAUUAUUGUAUGUGUAAAUGAGGCUUAAUGAUAUUAAGAAUGAUUGUAGUAAAACAUGCGUACCUACUCAUCUUUUCUGAAGAUCAAGUACUAGUUUACUAGGCUAGGCGGGUAAAUUGAAAAAAGAAAUGCUGAAGCUAUACGUCACCUACAUUGUUAUUUGUGAACGUGGACUGCGGUGAGCUAACGUGCCAGGCUCUUGCAAAAGAUUUUACACACAGACUUCGCUAUAUGCGGUUUCUCACUUAUGGCACUCUCUAAAUUGUAUGCCUAUGCGUUGAGAGAUGUCGACAGUCUUUUUCUUUAUAUAGAAUCGGAAAAUCCUAGUACGGCGAGCUCAGAAGAUAGCUGUUCCACUACGGAUUAAUUGCUGUAUGGGAGGAGACCCAGGUAUCUUCUGUACCACGUACCUGUCAUUUCUCACACGUGGAUAGGCAUUUUCAAUAUUAAUUACAAAUGUAUACUUAAGUUAUUAGUGAUUUCAUAGAGUAUACAUAUGUUACGGUUCAAAAAAACCAACGCGAUGAUAGGGAUUACGUUACAUUAGAGAUACAAAAAAAAUUACUGUCGAAUUGUAAACCUCCUUCUCUUUUGGAGUCUGUAAGAAAAUGAUAAUUUCUAUGACUUAUACUUAUGAAGUCAUUUCUGUAACUAGCAUUGGUAAUUUAAUACCAUAAAUAAAGAAACAUUAUGUGACGUUUUAGUUGGCCAUGAAGACGUGGGCUCUCGUUUUUGUGUCAUGAUUCGCGUUAGUUUGAGCCAACCUUUAGGCGGUACCUAUUUGUAUCGCACACAAGUGCCAUGCCCGCUCGACUGAGCAAAGGAAAUUUGUUCAAAUUGGUGUAACCAAAGCUUAUUAACCUAGUUUAGUCUUAACAUUUUUAAUCAGAAUGUCACAAAACUGCAUUUUAUCACUUCUCAUCUUCUACGUCAUUCCAUAUUAUGUGUUCUGUUCUGUAAUGAUAAUAAUUUUAAAUGAUAAAUUCUGUAAUCUGCUUUUAAAAUAAUUAGUUUACAUUGCGGGGACUUGAACUGUUUACAACAUUUAUAAAUGUGUAUAAGUUUUGAUUUUCGUAUCAAUUUGAAGCUGAGAAACGGAGCGAGAAACAAUGUCACAAUCCGAGAAACACAUCAAUUCUUACGACUGAUUUACUCAUUAAUAAACAAUACUAAAACAACAAAGGGGAGCGUCUCGAUUGUGAGAUUUUAAGUCUUUCAGUUCAUGUCCCUGCGAAUGAAAACAACGCAUUUUCUUAUACUGUAGAUGCUAAUAUCCAUAUUUACUCUCUUGUAAUAUUUAUAUAUUUUAUAUAUAAUUGCCGCACACUGUACCCAUAUAGUAUGCCUCUUAAUAAUUAUUUAAUAACUAGCUGUGCCCGCGACUUCGUUCGCGUGGAAUAGUCAUUUCGGACAUCAUUGAAGCCCUCAAUGGUCAAUAAUUUUCCCCGUCUUUUUUUUCACAUUUUCCAUUAUUUCUUCGCUCCUUAUAGUUGCAGCGUGAUGUUAUAUAGCCUAAAGCCUUCCUCGACAAAUGGUCUAUUCAACGCAAAAACAAUUUUUCAAUUCGAACCAGUAGUUCCUGAGAUUAGCGCGUUCAAACAAACAAACAAACAAACUCUUCAGCUCUUCAGCUUUAUAAUAUUAGUAUAGACAACGGCAAAAUUUAAAUCACUAGGAUUAACCGUCAAUCGUUUAAUAAGACUUGAAUAAAUGCUUGCCAUUGGUUGCAAUAUUAAUUGAAUAAACUUCUCCUUUCUUAUUGUUCCAACCAGUGCUGUUGACUGUAGUGGAUUACUCGUAUCGAAUUCUACAACUAUAAUUUUCAUACAAAUAAUUCACAACAGGCGCUUACAUCUUUACCAAGUAAAUAUUUUUGCACUAAAGUCAUAUAACUCUAAACAUCAGUGUGCGGUCAGACUUAUUCCAUAAAUAGAGGUGCUUGUUUCAAGAUAGGUAAGCUCCAUACUGCCCAGUGCUCAAAUAGAAGGUUUGCAGCGACUGGGACUGAAAUUACCUAGUAUCUACCAUAAUACCAGUGGGUCAAUAAAACAAAAAGUUAGUUCAUACAAUAAAAAAAAGACAUUAGAUAUUGAAACAUACAGUUAUACAUUGCUUUCCACAAUGUUGGCUCUGUUUACCCCGUAAAGGAUAAAGAAGUGAUUAUUUAUGUACGUAUUAAAUUAAGUCUAUUUAACGGUUCAAGUCCUAGUUAUUUGCGCUCCCAGUCGCUGUAACCCUCCUUAAUAGUACCCAGUAAAAAUAAUUUGAUAAAAAUCGUGCCUAAAAUGUUAAAAUUAUAUUCAUACAUUUGUUAGAUAGAACUAGAUAAUUUUAACAUGUUUAACUGAUCAGUUGUGUAGAUUUUUAUAUGAGCGUUCCAUAUUUAAUUAUGUGUUGAUCACGUAAUAGUUGAUACGAUGUGAAUUUUAAUAUUGUAGUUAUUAAAAACAAAUGUAUUAGCUUUCGUACGGAAUGUAUUUAGUAUUUAUAUACAUUAUGUGAUCACUAUAUGUGCCAAUGGUUAUGUAAAAGACGUAGGUUAGUCAAUCGGUGAAGCACUUUUGUAUUGUAUACCUGUUUCCAAGAUUUUUUUUAACAUAUGUUGUAUUUACAUGGUAUUUCCGAAUACUAGGUAAAUUAAUAACCCACUGCCCAGGGCUAUGCUUCCGGUAGGACUUUAAAAAUAUCUUUAUUAGAUGUUUAUAGUUAUGUCUAUUGUGGACUACGUUAGUCUCAUAAUGUGUCAACUCAUAUACCUUCCCCCGUAACAUGACACGCGCGACGCCGUCUUAGUAGCUCGCUGUCCCUUUUCACGUCAUAAUUAAAAACAGCGAUAGGAUUUCGCGCGAUAAAAAUGGCGUCGCGCGUGACCUGCCAUGGGGGCUUGGUAGACUGACAAUGAGACAACGAUUUUGUUUCGAAAUAUAAAUUAGUCGAAAAUGCAGGCUGAAUAUAUGUAGGUAGCAAGAAGUUGGGAAGCGGAAGCUGUCUCUGGGUUAAAAAGUAGGUAAUACAUCACAAGAACACACUAAAACUAUAUUCAAAUUCUAUUGGAAACAGGUGUACGUAUUUUUAUUUGAAUUUAUUGAAAUGUGUAAUAACCUUUAUUAAAAUUUAUUAAUUUGGA
Molecule: messenger RNA, 6873 nt
Organism: Amyelois transitella
Lineage: Eukaryota; Metazoa; Arthropoda; Insecta; Lepidoptera; Pyralidae
Gene: Git
Product: ARF GTPase-activating protein Git
Exons: 12
Coding region: 112-2256 (714 amino acids)
Biological process (GO): brain development; regulation of ARF protein signal transduction
Molecular function (GO): protein binding; GTPase activator activity
Source: RefSeq, a predicted model, not a curated record